AUUGGGGGAGAAGCCCUAGCCCAGAGCCCUACCCAGAUGUUCAGGGCAGAGGGAGGAGGCUCACAGGACAACUGGUCCUACAAGAGCUGGACCCACAGUGGCCUCUGUUCCUCCCUCCAGCUGAAAGAGCAUGGCUGGCAUGCUGGCUCAACUUCCAGCCAUACUGAAGGACUGUGUAACAAUGGCAAUUGGACUGCUGUUAGAGAGAUGAAAGUUACAGACAGAUGGAGAGAUCUCCAUCCUUUGUCCAGGGCAGAACAGGAUGGCCGGAUCCCAGAAUUCUUGCAAGUUGAUGACCAGAAAGACAACCACAAGGAAAGCCAAGAUAAAUCUCUGUGGCAAGCUACAUUUAUACACCAGGAAACACUGAAAGAUGAAAGUGACCAAGAAAUAAGAACAUGCAGAAAAAUUAUUUAUCCUAGCACAGACCUUGUUUCUAUAAGACAAAGACUCCUUAAACAUUAUUCAUGGGAAAGAUGUUCAAAACAUAAUUUAAACUUUCUUAGUCAAAAUAGAAGCUAUGUAAGAAAGAAAAAUGAUGAAUGUCAGGGAUAUUGGAAAGUAUGCUUCCAGUCUGAUCUUGAUGAAGCUCAACCUGGAGAGAAGUUCUUUGAACCUAAUCAACAUGGAAAAGCCCUCAACCAUAAGCAAACUCUUAAAAGUCAGAGAAUUCAAACUGGGGAGAAACCCUAUGAAUGUUCUGACUGUGGAAAAGCAUUUAUCCAGAAAGCAAACCUUGUUGUACAUCAGAGAACUCACACUGGAGAGAAACCUUAUGAAUGCUGUGAAUGUGCAAAAGCCUUCAGCCAGAAGUCAACCCUCAUCGCACACCAGAGAACUCAUACAGGGGAGAAGCCCUAUGAAUGCAAUGAAUGUGGAAAAACCUUUAUCCAGAAGUCAACCCUGAUUAAACAUCAGCGAACUCAUACAGGAGAGAAACCAUUUGCAUGUGGUGAAUGUACAAAAGCUUUUAAGAGUUCCUAUCACCUUAUUAGACAUGAAAAAACACACAUUAGACAAGCAUUUUAUGAAGGUAUCAAAUGCGGUAAAUCCAGCCUUAUGCAACAAAGGACUCAUAUAGGUGAGAAACUUGAGUGCAGUAAACAUGGGAAAGCCUUUCAUGAGAAGCCCACCCCCAUUAAACAUCAGAGAAUGCAUACAAAAGAGAAACCUUAUGAGUGCAGCCAAUGUGGAAAAAGCUUCAGGGGAAAGUCACACCUCUCUGUUCAUCAGAGAAUUCACACAGGAGAAAAACCCUAUGAAUGUAGCAUAUGUGGGAAGACUUUCAGUGGAAAAUCACACCUCUCUGUCCAUCAUAGAACUCAUACGGGAGAGAAACCUUAUGAAUGCAGAAGAUGUGGGAAAGCCUUUGGUGAGAAAUCAACCCUUAUUGUACAUCAGAGAACUCAUACAGGAGAAAAACCUUAUAAAUGCACUGAAUGUGGGAAAGCCUUCAGUGAGAAGUCACCACUGAUUAAACAUCAGAGAAUUCAUACAGGAGAGAGACCCUAUGAAUGUAGUGACUGUAAGAAAGCCUUCAGUAGGAAGUCAACUCUCAUUAAACAUCAGAGAAUUCAUACAGGGGAAAAACCCUAUGAAUGUAGUGAAUGUGGGAAAGCCUUCAGUGUGAAAUCAACUCUCAUUGUACAUCAUAGAACUCAUACAGGAGAGAAACCCUAUGAGUGCAAAGAAUGUGGUAAAGCCUUCAGUGGGAAGUCAACUCUCAUUAAACAUCAGAGAAGUCAUUCAGGAGAUAAAACUUCAUAAUAUACUUCAGAGUGGGGUAUCAUCACUAGUAGUUAUACCUCAUUAUAUAACAAUUCAUCUGGGAAAUUAACACUUAAAGGUCAGAAAUUCUACAUAUAUUACUUAAUUUCAUUUAACUUAAUAAAAAGUACAAAAGUGUAAUUGCAGAAACAUAUAAUAAAUGUGAUCAAUUUUUCACCCAGAAUUCUUAUGCAUGCAUGGCAAAUUGCAUAUCAAAGAAUUCAAAAGUGGCAAAACUGUGAGUGUUUUGGUGUGGGAAAGCCUUUAGAGAGAAUUUGAAUGGCAUUGCUUAUCAGAGUAUUUAUGCUGAGGAAAAACUAAAAAUUUAAUUAGUUUAUAAAACUGUUAGAAAUUAUGAGAGAAAUAUGUUCAUAUUCUAUACCAAACAUUUUGUGGAAAUGGUUACAGAGGUUGCAAACAAGCACUCAUUAAUAACACUAAGAUAUAUUCAUUGUGGAAUAGAGUAUGACAUUUCUGAAAGAACAGUAUAAUAGCCCUAGCCAGUUUGGCUCAGUAGUUAUAGUGUUGGCCCGUGGACUGAAGGGUCUCGAGUUUGAUUCUGGUCAAAGGUACAUAUGUUGGUUGCAACUCAGUCCCUGGCCCCAGUUGGUGUAUGCAUGGGAGACAACCAAUCGAUGUGUCUCUCACAUCAAUCUCUCU
Molecule: messenger RNA, 2427 nt
Organism: Miniopterus natalensis
Lineage: Eukaryota; Metazoa; Chordata; Mammalia; Chiroptera; Miniopteridae
Gene: ZNF674
Product: zinc finger protein 674
Biological process (GO): regulation of DNA-templated transcription
Molecular function (GO): DNA-binding transcription factor activity, RNA polymerase II-specific; RNA polymerase II cis-regulatory region sequence-specific DNA binding
Source: RefSeq, a predicted model, not a curated record